Molecule: messenger RNA, 3507 nt
Organism: Laetiporus sulphureus 93-53
Lineage: Eukaryota; Fungi; Basidiomycota; Agaricomycetes; Polyporales; Laetiporaceae
Product: AAA-domain-containing protein
Exons: 6
Coding region: 140-3457 (1105 amino acids)
Cellular component (GO): mitochondrial outer membrane
Molecular function (GO): ATP binding; ATP hydrolysis activity
Source: RefSeq, a predicted model, not a curated record
UAGACUGUAUUUGUCACCAAAGCCGGAAACUGCGAGACGCGUGUUCUGCACUUCGAUCACCCCCACCCGAGCUCGUCUCUCCUGCUUCUCCUGCUCAUAUCUGCGUCCCCGUGGGCGGCAGCGCAUACACACUCCUUGGAUGCGGCCUCAGCUGAUCUCACGUCGGACACGGUCUCUGGUAAACACCCAGCCUAUUCGCCACCGUGCUCCGCUCUCGUCUACUCACGCACUACGCUAUCCUCGCAAAGAUUCAGCUGCUGAAUCGCAGACAAGUCCUUCUCUCUCGAGAGGAUCGUCAUCUCCAGCCGCAUCGCCCUCCGGAGACCCAAAUGGCCCUAUCUUUUCUUUUGCGGCUGAUCCCAGUGGGCCGCCGCCAGAUGAGCCCGAGGAAAGGCCCAAACGCAGCAGCAGCAAAAGCAAAGCAUCAGCUUCAAGCAAGGAUGCAGAUGCCUCGGUCGCUCUUCCCUCUGGAUUAGAGAUACUAUGGACACCUGAAGAUGAACCUUCCCCAGCUGGACUCGUACAGCAAGAACUCCCGCGACCGGAGCUGUUUGACGAGAUCUUGCACAACCUGCAUAUCACGCUACAUCCUCAAACUCAGCAUCGCGCCGCGUAUCCCGCAUCAGGUAGCCCCGUCGAGCCAACAUUGGCCCUGUAUUCCCCGAUAGAAGGAGGAGACAAUUAUAUCGACAACACCGUACGUGAGAUCGCUCGUCAGGCUGGCGCGGACGUGGUCGUGCUGGAUUCUGUCCAGCUUGCAGCGGGUGUUUGUGGGCAUUUUGGGCAAGCUGCUGCCGCACUGCAGCUUCCUAACAACCCCCUGCACUUUCCAUCGACAACUCCAUCCAUAUCGAGGAAUAAUGCGCGAGCUAUGUCAUCGUUCGACGAGGACGAGGACGACGUUCACCCUUUUUUCAUGCCGUCGCGGAUGACUCUGCAGCUGCUAACGCCUGUACCUUCUCGAGGAGCCCGAGCUGCCAUGGCACCCACUGCCAGAGGUGGCUCAACGGCCAAGCUCAAAGCAUUCUUUGACAAACUGAUAAAUGUGAGCGCUUCUCCUCGGAGCUCAAAAACCUCCAAGUCAGCGUCGCGGAGACCACGAAUAAUAUACGUCCGUGAUUUCUCGACGCUUGCACCAUCGUCCUCGAUCUGGUGGUCCGCACUAUUAAAGGCUGUGCAACAGCGAAGAGCAGGUCCAAUAACAAAUGUGACGUCGCCAGUUGCCUUUCCGACGACUAUCGUCUUCGGCAUCACACCGUCGAUUGUUGCACCACCGUCGACGCCCUCCUCAGGUUCUGGUCAUCAAGGGCUCUUCAACGUUUUGACAUCUCGUCAGGCUACGUCUUCUUCUGCGACUGCACCGGGCAAGCAGCCGAAGUCGGAAUACGGCGAAGACGCUGUCAGCGACAAAGCUAGGGAAAAGCGCACAAUGAACAGACUGAAGAGAUGGGCCCGCGGAGACCCUUCCCCACAAGACAUCCCGCAGCUGUCUGCCAGCGAGGACAUGGAUGAAUCUAGCAAUGGCAACGGUAAACCCGACGUGAUGUUCCUAGGUGGGCCGGAAAAUGGCGGCUUGCCAUCGGUGAUGAGCGCAAUACAUGCCGCUGUGGCUGGGCGCAAUCGUAACUCACCGUCCGCGGACAACGAUGUUCAAACUCGCUUUUUCCGGACAUCGCUUCUAUUGCCGAAGGUCCGCGACAUCUCGCUCGAACGGGCCACCCGCGUUUCCCGGCGUAGGGAGAUCAACGAGCUGACGAUGCGCAUGGCCAUCGCAGCUAUCGGGUUCCACCUUGACAAGAUGGAGCCCGCCAGCAAAACCACGGAUGACCCGAGCGUCCGAGAGAAAGAGCAGCACAUGUGGGAGGAGUGGGGCAAGGCCGUCGUGCCCUGGUCCACCGUGCGGCGCAUUGCAGAUCGUGCGAUCGGUAGUCUGAUUGCCAAGAUGAGGGAGGAGGGAAAGACCGUCACCACGCUUCAGCCCACCGAGGUGCAGUGGCUCACGGUAUACGAGGCGUGGGAGGGGGAGCAGGCGGCGGAGCAGAUGAGGAAGUCUAUUAUCACUGAGUCGCAUAGCAAGAUCUUGCAUGAGAUUGACGAAGAUGAGGAGAAGGCCGAGGAGGAAGAAGAGGACGAGGACGAGGAUGAGGUUGUGGAGCGCAUCAAGCGGGAUCCUGAACUAGAUCCUCACGAAGCGCGACUAUUGGGCAGUAUCGUUGACACUUCAUCGCUCACUACCACGUUCGGUCAAGUGCAUCUUCCGGAUCACACCAUUGAUUCUGUACGGACCAUAGUCUCCUUACCGCUCCUGCAUCCUGCUGCAUUCCAGCAUGGUCUUCUGAAGGAGCAUGGUAUGACUGGCUGCCUCCUCUUUGGGCCGCCGGGCACGGGUAAGACACUAGUCGUCCGAGCGCUUGCAAAGGAAGCGGGAUGUAGAAUGUUGGCGAUCACCCCCUCCGAUGUGAUGGACAUGUACGUUGGAGAAGGAGAAAAGCUCGUAAGGGCAGUAUUCUCGCUUGCACGCAAGCUUUCACCUUGUGUGGUGUUCAUUGACGAGCUAGACGCUCUGUUUGGUGCCCGAAGUUCGCGAGACACAGGCGGUGCCAUUGCUCAUAGAGGAGUCAUCACCGAGUUUAUGCAAGAGAUGGAUGGCCUGAAGUCGUCAAGAGACAAUGUCAUUGUCAUUGGCGCGACCAAUCGACCUUUCGACCUCGAUGAUGCGGUGUUGCGUCGGCUUCCUCGAAGACUUCUAGUUGAUUUGCCUGGGGAGAAAGAGAGAGAAGAGAUUCUCAAGAUCUUGCUCCGAGACGAGGCGUUGGCCGAUGAUGUCGACUUGAAGACUCUAGCGAAAAAGACAGAGAGCUUUUCCGGCUCGGACCUCAAACAUCUUUGUGUCUCUGCGGUCCUGGAUGCGGUGAAGGAGAAGGUCGACGUUCCCUGGCGUCCAUCAAGCAAUGCAGCUCCACCGGCAGCACCACUUGCCACCACGGACGCUUCCCAGGAAGCGAAGACCGAAGCGAAGAUCGAAGCUCAGGUCGAAGCUCAGGUCGAAGCUCAGGCCGAAGUUCAAGUCGAAGCCACGGCCGCCGAUGCUCCCGAAAAGCCCUCGACCGUGACUGCUGAGCCAUCUGCCGUAGAAACCACAGAAGCUAAGGCCGAAGGGCAAGAUCUCAGUGCUCCUGCUAUCACAGUGGCCCCUGCCCCGUCCUACGCACGGACCAUUGCCUGGCGCAACUUCGAAAAGGCAUUGAAGGAGAUCACGCCAUCCGCCUCUGAGUCGCUAGGCAGCCUCGCGGAUCUGCGUAAAUGGAACGAGGAGUUCGGCGAGGGACGCAAGCAGCGCAAGCGGGUGGUCUGGGGCAAGGGCAGAUUCGGGUUCACCAUCGAGCCCCCGGACAAUCAAGAGCCGGGGAAGGUGGCCGUGCCGACAACUACAAGUGCUGACAAUACUGAACAGUAGACUAACAUACAGCAUUCUAAAUUCUAACAGUCUCGUACAUCAUGUACCUC